GUCUCUCCUGGAUUGUCCUACGGAACGUGAACGCAUCAUCACUUCCUCCCUCGCAGGCCGCGCCUGGUAAGCUCUCGGUGGGGACGGAGGGGGCUGCCCGACGGACCAGCGACAGCCCAUCUUCCGUAGAACAACAAAACACACACACACACACCAUGUGAAGAAAAAAAAAAACAGAUUUAAGAAGUGGACACAAGAAGCCGAGCUACCGAAGCGCAGUCCUUCGGCAGAGAGCGGAUGGACAGAGCGGGAGAGGAGUCUCACCGACGGUAGAAGAAUCUUCUACCAUGCCGACGAGCGAUGGCCCCGGCCGCUUCCCGGUCUUUGCGGCUCCGCCCCACGGCAACCACCAGAGGUCUCCGGGUUAUGUCCCCGGGCGGGUGGCUCCGGUCCGCUCGCCGCCACCCGUCAAGGCUCCACCGCCUCCCCCGAUGAAGCCUCACAGGCCCCCGCCGAACCAACGGGCCAACUUCACCCUGUCGGAGGAGAACCAGCGCAGGGAGCGGGCUCCGAGCCGCCAGCACAACAAGAACACACUUAUCUGUAUAGGCGUGUCCAUCGGCGCUUUAGUCAUCACCAUCAUCCUCGUCCUCAGUAUCUCCAACGGAGAGGCACUAGAUGCCAAUUGUCCGGACCACAAUCCAUCGCUUACCAGCUGGAACCCGGGCCACCAAGCAAAGAAUGCCGUUAAUGUCAAGAGGGGACAUUUAUUGAGAUUGGAGUCUUCGGCUACCUUCCACUCACUAACCAUCCAGUCAGGAGGUCUGUUAGUUUUUGCGGACAACGCUGCCGGCUCCAAACGCAUAACCCUGAGAACUCGUCACAUCCUCAUCGAGGACGGCGGGGCCCUUCACAUCGGCGCGCCGAAAUGCCGCUACCGCUCUCGCGCCACCAUAGUUCUGGUGGGCCGCUCCGACGACGCGGCGGCGUCCGAUGUGCCCGGCUUCGGCCGCAAGUUCAUAGGGGUCAUGGGAGGCGGCACUCUGGAGCUGCACGGUACCCGGAGAGUCUCCUGGUCUCUGCUCACCCGAAGCGUCCCGGCGUCCGGUCUGGACACGGGGGGCAACGCCUUCAACCGGACCUUCAGCAGAGGCAUCAACCUGCGCGUUGUCGACCAGGACACGGCCGCCCUGCUGUUCUCUGAGCGCUACGACACGUACGAGUCCCGCAACGACAGCCGGCGGCUGACCCAGCUGCUGCUCUCCCUGCCGGCCGGCCGCAUCGUCGCGCUGGCCGUCGGAGACUCCGCCUCCAAAAGUCUCCUGGAUGAAACCAAGAAGGCCAUCGAAGAAAAGCUGGGCAGCAGAUUUGUCUAUGAGCUCAAAUACAGAAAGGCGUGGGCUUUGGUCUCCGUGGUGGGCGGUGGUAACGCUUCGUGCUCCGAGGACGUGAGGGAAUAUGAAAACCACGACACGGGAGGCCGAGCUCUGGCAAGACGCAACUUCACCACUGUGAACGGGGCGGGCUUCUCGGUCACGGCCUACAGCGAGUGGAAGCAUGGUUAUCCCAUCUCCGGCUUCCAGGUGGAUGCUGUGGACCAGGUGCUGCUGAACCUGCAGGACAAAGUGAAGCAGACCUGGCAUCCCGGGGAUAAGAUUGUGGUUGCCAGCACAGACUACUCCAUGCACCAGGCAGAAGAGUUCACCUUGUUGCCCUGCUCUCAGUGUCACGCCAAGCAAGUCAGGAUACAAGGGAGGCCUCAGUAUCACCAUGUUGGGGAGAUCGUAGACGGGGUCGACAUGCGCGCUGAAGUCGCUCUGCUCUCCAGGAACAUCCUCAUCCACGGGGAAAUGGAAAGCUCGUGCUACGGAAACAACUUGUGCCAGUUCUACAACCAUGACACCUUUGGGGGCCACAUUAAGAUUGUAGCUAACUUCUCAUCAGUGCAUCUGUCCCACGUGGAGCUGAGUAACAUGGGCCAGCAGGUGGAGAAAGGCCGCUACCCGCUCCACUUCCACUUGUGCGGGGAUGUGGACCGGAGGGGAGGUUACCAGGAGCCCACCUACGUGGACGGUCUCUCCAUACACCACUCCUUCUCCCGCUGCCUCACCAUACACGCCACCAACGGUUUGCUGGUGAAGAACACAGUCGGCUAUGACACUUUGGGUCACUGUUUCUUCAUGGAGGAUGGGAUUGAGCAGCGGAACACUUUGUACCGCAACCUCGGCUUGCUCACUCGACCCGGGACCCUGCUGCCCACUGACCGUAACGAGACCUUCUGCACCAGCAUCAAGGACAAAGUCUACAAGGGCUACACUCCCUCACCCAGCACAGAGUGCAAGGCAGUUUCAACAUUCUGGAUUGCCAACCCCAACAACAAUCUCAUCAGCAAUGCAGCUGCUGGUUCUCAGGAUGCUGGCAUAUGGUUUGUGUUCCACAGCUCCUCCACCGGACUGUCUCGAGGGCUGGUACCAGAGACCAAGGCAGAGCUCACUCCCCUCGGCAUUUUUUACAACAACCGUGUCCACUCCAACUUUAAGGCAGGUUUAUUCAUUGAUAAAGGAGUGAAGACCACAAAUCCUAGUGCUGCGGACCCCCGGGAAUACCUGUGUCUAGACAACAGUGCCAGGUUCCGACCACACCGAAAUGCCGACCCUAGCCAGCCGCGGGUGGCGGCAGUCAUCGACACUCUGAUCUCCUUCAAGAACAACGACUUGGGAGCGUGGAUUCGGGGCGGCGACAUCGUCAUCCGAAACUCUGGAUUUUCAGACAAUGGAGUAGGCUUGGCUUUUGCCAGUGAUGGCAGCUACCCUAAGGACGAGGGAUCCAGUCAGGAGGUGACACAGUCUCUGUUUGUGGGGGAAAGCCAAAACAGAGGCACCAACGGAGGACAGAAUAAAUACUGGGGUUUAGGAGGCGCUGAUGCUAAGAUGAGAACACUACCUCGAAACAGGACUUUCCCUAUCCGAGGUUUCCAGAUCUACGAUGGUCCUGUGCGGCUUACACAGAGUACGUUUCGUGGAUUCCUCCCCACACCUGAGCGUUAUACCAGCGCAGUCGGAUUCUUCUUGAAGAACCCCUGGCAGCUCACCCCACAAAAUAACUUGUCCCAGCUCGACUUCCAAUCCAGUGUGGAUCUGCGGGUAUUCUUUGGUCGCCCGGGGGAGUGGUUUGAACAGAACGACCUGGACGGUGACAAAAACUCCAUCUUUCAUGAUGUGGACGGGUCAGUAACAGGAUACACGGACACCUACGUUGGCAGAGCAGACAAUUACCUGAUCCAACAUCCCGGCUGUGUGAAUAUCUCCCAGUGGAAUGGAGUGAUCUGCAGUGGCCGCUACUCUCAGGUGUACAUCCAGACGCAGGGAGCCCCGAGUCUCAGUUUAUCCAUCUGCAGAGAUGAAUAUCCUGACGCUCCUCUGGUGCUGAGGGGGAUCAACAGCCAGAGUGCCGUGUCUCAGCAGUACCAGCCCAUCUUAAUGAUGAGCAAGAGCUACAGUCUGCACUGGAAUGGCCCAGCACCGAGAGAGGUUGUCCUCUCUCUCAUCAACUUUGACAAAGAUGAUUGGGUCCUUGUGGGACUGUGUUAUCCAUCAGACACCACGUUUCAGAUUAUGGCCGACAUCAAUGAUAGACAAAGCAACACCUUUGAUGAGCUCACGGACUAUGGCACUGUGUCGUCCCUUAAAGAGCUGGAGAAGAGGCCCAUAGAGAGGAAGUACUUCUUCGACCGAAGUGUUGGCUUGUUGUGGCUCUACCUCCGGGCCAGGCAUGGGCGUGAUGGCUACAGCUACUGUUCAUCAAAAGGCUGCGAAAGAGUGAAAGUCGUGGCCACCACGUCGUCAAAAAAGACCUGCAACUGUACGUCUGAGGCCUACCCAAAGUACUACAAGACCCCUUCGGCAGUGGUGCAUAUGCCCAAGCUCAAUACACAGGCCUGCAAAGGCUGUGGUGCUAAAGGGCUUGUGUUUUCCAGUGAGCCAUGGACCUCCUACGUCCAGACACAAGUCAAGUCCCUCAGUAGCGAAGAGCUGAAGAAAGGAGACAACACCUCCUUCAUCAGUGUGAAUAUGGUGGCCAUGCCCUUUACACAGCCUGGGUACUUCCUGGUCUCUGUGGAUGCCUGCUCUGGGAAAGUCACCAAGAAAAUCGUAUUUGCCAAGAUGGACGGCAAGAUGGAAAAGUAUCUGAAAACUGGAAUACCAAAUGGGUCUAUAGUGCUCAUGGCAACACGAGGUCAGCCAGAGGGCUUAGUUGGUGUCGCGCCAUAUUUGGUCUCAUUCGGUAUGACAAAAGCUGCUGAUCUGCACGGAAAAGAGAGUUUGGCGCUUUGGGGGUUCCGGGGUAGUUCUCCACCCCCUCCGUGGGUCUCACUACAAGCUGGGCAGGAGGAUAUGUUCCUGGGGCUGCAGGAGCGGUAUUUGCCUCUGGGUCUGGAUGAAUACGGCUGCAGGCCACCUGAAGUUCAAACGCGCAAAGACCUGGAGCUGCUCAAAAUAGCCACGGGAUAACAAUGACAGUUGUGACCUUUUACAACUUGACUGCCCAGAACGCCUUUGCACACAGAUACACACACAACCAGCUGUUGAAUGUGAACUGCUGAACCUUUUUUAAUUUAUUAAUAAUGGCAUUGAUGUUUACCAAUUUCAAGUGGAGAGGAGGUAUUUUAUUUUGAAUGGGAUGAGUUUUUUUAUGUUGUGUGUGUGUGUGUGUAAGUAUGCUAUGGGGACAUUGAGUCAAUGCACUUUCCUUUUUAAAUACACAACUUGCCUUAUCAGCCAAAGUGAUCAACUGGAGCUUUAUAAUAACUCAGUUGUGGUCUGUCACAAAGCAACAUUCUACCUACAAAUCCUAUUGUAACAAAAACAAAUCAAUUGGUUCUAAAAACCGAAGACAAUGCAUUAGACAUACAGAGGACGACUGGAAAUUAAGAAAAUAAAUUGUGUUGUCCCUGAAAGCAGACCAUGUUUUUGAUUUAAAUAAAUUAAACAAGAUGGAUCAAACGAGUUCCGGUCCAAGGGAAAUUAUGAAAAUAAAUGCAGUUGCAUCUAAGAAUGAAAACGCAAUGUCAAGCCAAAAUCAAUCAUGUAGUGUAAAACGAUGUUGGUUGAUUGUUGGCUUUAAAGGUUAUAUGAUGCAGAACACCUAUAUUGUACAGACAAGGUCAUAAGCCAUAUUCAACUAAUUGAAAUCGUUAUAUAGACGUAGGUUCCUUUUUACAGUCAAAUGAAUCAAGCCAUCUUGCCUUUGUUACUCAGAAAUGCCAUUAAAUAGACCAAUGAAUACAUUAUAGGCCUUCACUGCUUCGCUCUAAUCCUAACACACAUCCUCUCUCUUUUUCUUUUAACUGAAUCUACCUGGAAAACCUCAUCUUUGUGCAGCUGUAAAACUGAGACUUUAAGCACCUUUUUUUUAAUGGAUUCCCAGAUGGACUUACUGGAAUUAUUUUUCAAAUCUCAUUUUAUUUACCCUACAGUUAUGGUGUCUCAAGUGCUAUGAACACAAAUAUGAAUAUAUUACACUUCUUUCUUUGUUUUCUCAAUUGAACAUUUCACCUUUCUUCUGCCUCGGCAUUAUUGCUCAACCCGUGUUUAGGUGGCAUCAAGGGUGCCAUUUUAGAGUAAGUGCCCUGCCUGCACAGCAGUGAGCAGCGUAAUGCCCACAGAGCGUACACCACCUGUAAGGUAUGCAGAUUUAUAACGUGUGUACUCUUUUAAGAUUGUUUGGAUGUGAGCAGGGCUCCCCCACUGAGCAAUGAUAAGGACACACUGUGACUCGUCUGUGUCUGUCUGUUUGUUUGUGUGUGGGACUGACUGCAAGUGUGUCUCUGGCCAUGUGAGACAGAGAGAUCCUCUGGAGGACAAUGACCCUGUUGUCAUUUAACCACUCUACUAUUAAAAAAUAGCAAAAGAACAAGAGAAAAAGAUUCCUAGCCCGUGAUUUUUGUUAAACGGAUACUUUUGAAGAUGCACGAUCUGAGAUUUCUUAAUGAGUUAAGUGGAAGUGAGCUUUGUAAAUACGGCGUUAAAUGAUCUGAUGGUGUGGGUAAUGGGAAUGUCAAGCAGGUUGUGAAUACUGUCUAUGCUGUGUUUUUGUUUUUUGUCAGUCGCUGUGUCACUUGAAAAAAUGUAUGUUAAUUCUUUCAAUGUGGAAACUCAGCAUUUGUUAUGAAAUUACUAAUUAAAAAUGUAUCCUUAGUGAUGAA
Molecule: messenger RNA, 6145 nt
Organism: Pungitius pungitius (ninespine stickleback)
Lineage: Eukaryota; Metazoa; Chordata; Actinopteri; Perciformes; Gasterosteidae
Gene: cemip2
Product: cell migration inducing hyaluronidase 2
Exons: 24
Coding region: 288-4451 (1387 amino acids)
Source: RefSeq, a predicted model, not a curated record